Messenger RNA from Phycomyces blakesleeanus NRRL 1555(-), 3332 nucleotides. RefSeq lists its product as hypothetical. Bases 1 to 3264 code for a protein of 1087 amino acids. NCBI's taxonomy places the organism in Eukaryota, Fungi, Mucoromycota, Mucoromycetes, Mucorales, Phycomycetaceae. Gene Ontology annotation, molecular function: RNA binding. The record is from RefSeq and is a predicted model, not a curated record. The transcript has 7 exons.
AUGACGCAUUCAUUCGAUCCAGCAGUAUUUGAACAUGAACUAUAUUCUAUCUAUCAUUCGAGACUACCGGUCUCUGCCUCAAAGAUAAUCACCCUUCAAGACUUGGCAAUGGCUCAUGCACAGCACAGUACUUCCAUCAUAAGAUCUAUUAUCAAAUUCAUGAAGAAAUCUCAUCCUGAAUACAGACUAUCUGGAUUCUACGUAAUCAAUGCUAUCUCAAGAAUGGCUGCCAAGAUGGCUCGCAAAGAUCCAAGCAGGAGAGAAGGACUUGAGAAUUAUCUCAAGUCAUUCUCAAUUCUUUUUAGAAAUGAUGUAUUCAAAGGUGCUUUUAGUAAUUGCACGACCACCGAAAAGGAAAAGGUGAUUAAAGUCUUGGAUAUUUGGAACGAGACAAAGAUAUACCAUCCAGAUGAUAUUGCACACCUCAAGCAAACGCUGUUUCACAAAAGUUCUUCCUUAAAUCCAAACAGGCCAUCCGAAUCAUCAGCCAAUAACUCUACGGCGGAUUCUAUGGUUACAUCACCAGUAAUCGAGAAACGCGCUCCACAGGCUAGUCCAGAAAAAAGGACGCUUUCAAUCUCACCUCCAAGAGGGGACGAAUCUGUCGAAUCUUCCGAACCAGUCUCCGUCGCAGUACCUUUAACUAUAGCCCAGCUUAUGAGCAAAUUGGCAGCCGCUCCAUCUGAAGCAACCGCAAAAUUACUUGCAGAGGCACUUCAACGGGCGCACUGGAAAAUGGAUAUCGAUUCAGCCAUAAACCCUGAAGAGACAGCAAUCCAACCCGAGACAUGGGAAAAAACGCCCAUAUCAGACCAUAUCGCUUCCCCGCCACACGCAUCUCAAUCAUCACAACCAUCAUCUUUACAGACCCACGAAGAAUAUGACUAUGACGGUCCAAAAACACCACCGAUCGAGGACGACGAGGACGAGAAUGACGAUCAUAAUGGUGGUGAUUAUGACGACAUUGAAGGACAAGGAGCGCACACAAUGCAAAUUGAAAUGCAGACGGAAGCACAAAACCAAGAAAACAAACACGUCAAUCAGUGUUACAAAAAUGAGUUUGGUAAUCAAGAGUCGUCGAUCCGCAGGAAUCAAAGAGAGUUCGAAAACAGUCCCCAGCAGAACCAUACCACUGGUCAUUUAGAAGCCAAUUCUGAAAAUUAUAUUGAGGCGCACGGCAGUAGAAUUAAACACGAAGAAGAUGACCAAGCUAUAAUCCCGAUGGAAAUAGACAAUGAUGGUCCAAAAACGCCGCCUUAUCUACCAGAAGAUGAUGAUAAAGAAGAUGCUGAAAAUGUCGAACACGAGGAACAGCAUCAUAUCCAAAAUACUUACAAAGAGUAUCCAGCUCAUCCAUCAUCGGCAUCAUAUGGUGUAGUGGAGAACAAUGGAGUCCAUGGUUUAACCCAUCCCCAAGAACAAAAUGUCAUAGAAAAGGACAGAAACCACAGUCAAUUGUUGGAUACUUCAAUUCAGGAACAGCCGAUACAACCCUCUGAUGCUGACAUACUUGCAAAAUGGACACCAAUGUACCCUAAAACAGCAGCACCUGUAGAGAAAGACACACGUACAUCCUGGUUGGACCUUCCCCAGUUUCAGGGGCGGCCCAAGGAACCAGCAGGGUCAUCUAUUCUUAGUCCAUCCUCCCAGCUUCGUACAUCUUCAUCAUUGUCGCCUUCUUAUGCUAGCUCGUUCUCCAAACAAAUCGAGUCAUUCGUGGAAAGUUGCUUUGAAAGGAAUGCUAGUGACUCGCCUAAACCUUAUCCAAUAUAUCCAGGCAUAGACACUCUUGGUAUCCAAAGUCAUUUGAGAAUGUCGCCUUCUGUUCAGCAAUCAAGUCCAACAAAAGAUGUCGACGCAUCUGUCAUCCCAGAGCCUCCGAUUGCAGCGAUUCCAAGCAGCAGCAUUAGUAGCAGCCGAACCAACAACAACAUCAGCAGCACCAGCGGCACCCGCAGCACCCGCGGCAUCAGUGGCAUCAGUGGCAUCAGUGGCAUCAGUGGCAUCCGCGGCAUCCGCGGCAUCAGUGGCAUCAAUGGAAUCGGUGGUAACAGUGGCAUCAGUGGCACCAGCGGUUCAAACACUUUGGACCAAUCUGCCCUUUUACUCGAGCCGUUGAUUCUCCCCGAAUCAACGACUACUGAUAUUGAUAACCAUAGACAGAAAAACUCUGAACUACCACCCACUGGACCAAGAGCGUUUCUGAAGAGAGGUGCCUUACAAACUCCCAUCGUUCCCGAGCAAUUUCAUAAAGCAUCUUCAAAGGUGAAUGCUUCAAAACCCAAAAAUAAGCCUGCUAAACCAAAAAACAAGCCUGCUAAACCUGUGAAAAAGAGGCUUCCAGUCGUCUCAAGGACAGUUUUCGUAAGACCUCUUGCAACAACUACAUCUAAAGAAGAUCUCCGAAAGGCUAUGGAGAAAUACGGAGUAGUGACAUCUCUCACGACCGUCAAGGCUAAAGGCACGAUAAUAAGUGGAUUUGUACGAUACUCGAGACGUGAAGAAGCUGUCAAGGCUGUCAACUCAAAAGUCGAAACAGGUCCUAAUGGUGAGAAAGUCAAACUUAGCUGGGCUCGUACGUUUGGACCUUCCCGUGGUGUUGUAGAUGCCACAAAUGGUAUCUCCAUUGUAGAACUCGAGAAUGUCCAACGCGACGAAAUGCAUGCCUUGCGAAAUUCAGAUAUAGGCGGGUUUGGCACUCAUAUUGUCCGGGAUCAAUAUGUAGUCGAAGAACCCGAGACAAACUAUAUAUACAAGGGUCCACAUAAUACCGAGCCCCCCAGUUCUUUGAGAAGUAGACUUGGCCGCAUAAAUCGAAGCAGGAGUAGAAGCAGGAGCAGGAGCACAAACAGAAGCACAAGCACAAACAGAAGCAGAAACAGGAGUAGAAGCACAAGUAGAGAUAUAAUUGCUGACACAAGUCCAAACAUUAACAUUAGCAGAACCAGAAGUCGAGUCAGGGCAUGUAGCCCAUCAUCUCAGCCGCGGGAGGGUCUCAGUGAUAAGCUUGAAUAUAACAGAAACCUAAGCUCAGAACGAUAUCUGAUGCACAGUCCAAAUUCAUAUCACAGCCGAGAUCGUAGUCCACCAUCAAGUUAUGGCGUUAGAUCCAUGCGAAGAUCCCGUUCUCCGAGAUCUCGCUCUCCAAGAAGACGUCCAAGAUCUCGCUCACCAAGAUCUCGCUCCCCAAGAAGGCGGCCACCGAGGAGACGUCCUAUCUCUCCUUAUUACGAGAAGAAUCCAAUCAAAAAACCUGUAAAUUAAGAUACAAUAAAAUGGUGCUGGGCAUUACAUAAUAAUAAUUAAUAAUAAAGAUAAUAUAAUAACAAGAG